CACUAUUGUUGUAGAAUAUUGACUUCCUUUCUACCUAUCUCUCAGGCUAGGCUCUCGGACCAGGACACAGACAACAGGCUCAUUGGACAGCAGCUGUACAUUAAUGUCCAGGAGACUAAUCGCUGCUAUGUGAUGAAGAGGGUAAUAGAGAUCAUAGUGAACGAAGUACUUCUUUCUGCGCCCAGAAACCAUUAUCCAUAUAUCCAUGAUGUGGCACAGUUCUUAGCAGCUCUGAGCACAGAGCUAAGUGGCUGCAAAUUCUCAGGACACAGAGUACAUGUCGAAAAGAACCUGGAAGAAAUGAAAGACAAAAUUAAGCAGUUGGGAGUUAGUGGAAAGAACAAAGCAAUUGGGGAGCUGGAUUUGCUCUUUGAUUACCUGGAAAAUGCAUGCACUGAAGGUCCGAAGAGAAUUGUUACUAGUAAGGGAGGAAACAAGAAGAAAAACUGAAAGAACCUCCAGGAAAUCAUUGCUAUGAUACACAUCAUAUAUCUAUUAAAAAGAAACAUCUAUAGGAGUGGUAGUUAUUUAACAGUGCCAAACAUUUCAACUUUAACCAAGUGCUUAAGUAUUUUCUUGAUUGGGGCCUAUGCGCACAAGCACAAGUGGAUAUUUUGAAAGCUAUGCAGUGAUGCAUGCCUGCAUCUAUCCCAAUGUCUUUAACUUGAAAAAUCUUUCUAGGAAAUGUUGCUGUCUUUUUGUCAAAUUGAUCCUUCUCUAGAAAACAAAUAUUUCACGUUCUUUUAGCAAAAAGUAUUUACAGGCUUUUAAUAUUUAAUGCUAAUUUAUUGAACAGCAAUAAUUAUACAUUUAUUUAUAUAAAUUAAUAGUAUGAAUUUAUUUAUAAAAGUGUACCAGAGGCUUUUACAUGAAAUAUGGUAUAACUUACAACUGUUAUUAUAAUAUUUAUAGAAUGAUACAUUU
This is a messenger RNA of Dermochelys coriacea (leatherback sea turtle), 924 nucleotides long. It is a transcript of the gene IL22, whose product is annotated as interleukin 22. Bases 133 to 450 code for a protein of 105 amino acids. NCBI's taxonomy places the organism in Eukaryota, Metazoa, Chordata, Testudines, Dermochelyidae. Gene Ontology annotation, cellular component: extracellular region. The transcript has 4 exons. The record is from RefSeq and is a predicted model, not a curated record.